Messenger RNA from Tinamus guttatus (white-throated tinamou), 660 nucleotides. RefSeq names its product calpain small subunit 2 (gene CAPNS2). NCBI's taxonomy places the organism in Eukaryota, Metazoa, Chordata, Aves, Tinamiformes, Tinamidae. Gene Ontology annotation, molecular function: calcium ion binding. Gene Ontology annotation, cellular component: calpain complex. The record is from RefSeq and is a predicted model, not a curated record.
AUGUUCCUGGCUAAAGCUCUGCUGAGCGGCGGCAGUGGUGGUGGCCGUGGAGGGGACCUCGUGCGUGGCCUCGGGGGGCUCCUGAGCGGAGGCGGCCAAGGAGGCAACGUGGGAGGACUCCUUGGAGGUCUCGUCAACCUCCUGAGCGAAGCAGCAGCUCAGUACACGCCAGAGCCGCCGCCUCCCCGCGGCCAUUUUACCAAUGUGGAAGCGUAUGAGAGCGAGGAGGUGAAGCAGUUUCGCUGUCUUUUUGCCCAGCUGGCUGGAAGCGACAUGGAAGUGAGCGCCUCGGAGCUCAUGCACAUCCUGAACAAAGUGCUGUCCAGACACCAAGACCUGAAGACCGACGGCUUCAGCUUGGACACGUGCCGCAGCAUGGUGGCCAUCAUGGACAGCGACACGACGGGCAAACUGGGCUUCGAAGAGUUCAAGUAUCUGUGGAAGAACAUCAAGAAAUGGCAGUGCGUGUUCAAACAGUUCGACACGGAGCGGGCGGGCGCCGUGGGGGACGAGCACGGCGCCCUCGACUUCAACAGCUUCAUCAGCUGCCUGGUGCGGCUGGACGGGAUGUUCCGCGCCUUCAAGGCCCUGGACCACGACGGCCAUGGGCAGGUUGACAUGACCCUCCAGGACUGGCUGCAGCUGACCAUGUAUUCGUGA